Toxoplasma gondii ME49 is the source of this 3092-nucleotide messenger RNA. RefSeq names its product isocitrate dehydrogenase. Lineage: Eukaryota; Apicomplexa; Conoidasida; Eucoccidiorida; Sarcocystidae. The record is from RefSeq and is a predicted model, not a curated record. The coding region runs from base 737 to 2602 and encodes 621 amino acids. Gene Ontology annotation, biological process: isocitrate metabolic process. The transcript is spliced from 7 exons. Gene Ontology annotation, molecular function: isocitrate dehydrogenase (NADP+) activity; NAD binding; magnesium ion binding. Gene Ontology annotation, cellular component: mitochondrion.
CCUGCGUGAAACACGUUCCAAGCAAGAAAGAGAUCCCGACUAGAGCAUCUACAACGCUAUGCCAAAGAACCCCGUUGACGGCGCUGCCGAGACGACUCUGAUAUCCCUCAGUGUGCCACUUUCAAGAAUCAUACGCGCAGAUUCAAAUAUCGCAGGGGGACCGUCAUGGUCAAGGACAGAUCCCCCUUCUCUCAACAGGGUAAAGUGGACCUUCUGCUGCCAACUACCAAAGAACAGAAUACGUGGGAUCUGCAGCACUCAGCAGGUUCGAGGUUUCAUCUGCAUGCGCCAUGACGCAGUUCGGUGGCUCGGUAAACCACCACACAAGUCUAUUGAGUGCUCAGAGACUGAUUUCUCUGAUUCUAAAACGUGCAACAUCAAAAUGUCCACUCUGCCUUGUAACACACUGAAACACGAGUGCUGGGUAGUUAGCACUCCAACCGUGUACAGAGAUCGAACACCAAAAGCCUUUGACGACGAGGUUGACCGUUGUGGAAGAAGGCGUUUUCCCAAGAACAGGAAGACGCUUGUGGGAAUUCGCUUGUCGAGCUUAGACAAGCACGCCUCGCUACCCUUUUACCUGUCUGUUCUGGAGUUCCGUCUAAUAGGCGUUUCAUUCUCCUGUUGCCGCUCCUCGAACUUUGAGAGGCGGCGCUGCUUCUACGUAUAGGCACGCGCCAGCGGAGUGUGCGUGUGCGUGUGUCGCUGUGCAUGUGCGCUACCGUCAAGGCGGGAAAUGCGGGCAGAGAAUUCCGGUUUUUCGCAGAAAUCCGUGCGCUUGUGGACACCCCUCGAGUCCGUCCAGCCCCGUACCGCUUGCAGUUUUUCUCUGUGUCUUCUUUGGAAGGUCUGCCUUCUUUCCUGCGGCGUUUUGCGGACACAUCUGCGGACUCGUUCAGCGAGCAUUUCCCGUGUGGGUGGCGCGUUUCAGACAUUUCCAACGAAUCGUCCGUGCGUUUUUUCUAAAAAAAUGGCUUCCGCGCUUCGCCGAAUUACCGCGAGGGCGGCAAGCCCCGCUUUCCCUUUCACUUCCCUGCAAUCCUCGACUUUCGCCAGAGCACUGUCGACGAAGAGCGCAUGCGUCCGUCCGCAGCUGCUUUCUUCGGCGCUCUGCAACACAGUUUCCUCGACUUCUUCCUCCGCUUCGUCUGGACUGGCCGUUUCUCCUGUCCAGAAAUCCGGUAAUCCCGACGCUUCGCCGCGCUUCUUUGCCUCCGCUGCCUCCGUGGCUACUGGGGGGGCAUUCAACUUGGAGGGGAAAAUCCACGUUGCGAACCCAGUUGUGGAGAUGGACGGCGACGAAAUGACCCGCAUUCUAUGGGCGUGGAUCAAAGAGAAACUCCUGUUUCCGUACGUCGAAAUUCCCCUCGAGUACUACGACUUGAGCGUCACGAACCGCGACCAAACCGAAGACAAGGUGACGCUCGAGGCAGCAGAAGCCAUCAAAAAGUGUCACGUCGGAAUCAAAUGCGCCACCAUCACCCCCGACGAAGGCCGCGUCAAGGAAUUCAACUUGAAAAAAAUGUGGAAAAGCCCAAAUGGUACUAUCAGAAACAUUUUGGACGGGACGGUGUUUCGCGCUCCGAUUUUGAUUAGCAAUGUGCCGCGUCUGGUGCCUGGGUGGAAGAAGCCGAUCGUGAUUGGUCGUCAUGCCUAUGGCGACCAGUACAAGGCAGAGUCUCUCGUCUGCGACGGUCCGGGAGACUUCACGAUUUCCUUCACCCCAGCUGGAGGUUCGCGCGUGGAGAAGAAAGUUUUCUCCUUCAGCGGCCCUGGCGUCAUGCUCGGCAUGUACAACACAGAAGACAGCAUCCGCGGAUUCGCUCUCAGCUCCUUCAAAUUUGCUCUGCAACAGAACAUGCCGCUGUAUCUGAGCACGAAGAACACGAUUCUGAAGCAGUACGACGGAAUGUUUAAAGAUAUUUUCCAGUCCUACUACGACGAGCAAUUUAAGCCUCUCUUUGAAAAGCAAGGCAUUUGGUAUGAGCACCGACUGAUCGACGAUAUGGUUGCGCAGGCUCUCAAGUCCGAGGGUGGCUUCGUUUGGGCGUGCAAAAACUACGAUGGAGACGUUCAGUCCGAUAUUGUUGCUCAGGGCUACGGCUCUCUCGGAUUGAUGACUUCCAUUUUGGUCUGCCCGGACGGAAAGACUGUCGUAAGCGAGGCUGCUCAUGGCACGGUCACGCGUCAUUACCGCCAACACCAGAAAGGCCAGAAAACCUCGACGAAUCCAAUCGCCUCCAUUUUUGCCUGGACUCGCGGCCUCGCGCACAGGGCGAAGUUGGACGGCAACGACCGACUGGGGCAGUUCUGUCUGGCGCUCGAGCACGCAUGCAUCCAAACCGUCGAGAACGGAGCGAUGCCGAAGGAUCUUGCCCUCUGUGUCAAAGGCGCAGACAAAGUCACGGCCAGCGACUACCUGACAACAGAGGAGUUUAUGGACGCGAUCUCUGACACACUCAAGAUGAACUUGAUCACUCGCCAAGCCCCGCAUGCGGACCAAGGCGUUGGGGGCAAGUUAUCGAACUCGAAUUGGGAACACUACGCAGCCUCUGAGCACAAUUCGUCUGUGGACGACCAUGAUGACAACCAGAGACGAUGAGUGGUGUUCGAAGCGUCUUCGCGAGUCGAGCCGUACGUUUCGCUAGUUACUGGUCCCUCCAGACGCCGAGGGGGGAGCCCAGAGACACAGGGAGGCGAAGUAUCGCGAAGGUAUCUUCUCCCGAAGAAGGCGAAACAGCGAAUAAGGUUUCUCGAGUUGCAUUUGCUGCUUUGCGGUCUGCCGGGGAAGGAAGAACUCAGAAACUGGGAACUCAGACCAGUGUGUGCGCCGCCUCCGGUGUCCACGACUAUUUGAAACGCUUGUCUUCUUUCGACUCUUCCAGAGUUGUCAUUCUCAGAGAAAACGACUUGGGCUUCGUCCCCGCCUUGGGAACAUCCGAGUUCCAAGGACGCGGCUGCGACUCCAGCUGCUGCUCUGAGAGUCGAGUCACCAGGCGUUUCGCGGCUGCUGUAGCCGAACCGCCCUGAACUGCUUAAUGCCGCUGCACGCGGUGAACACAGUAUCCAGCAACAUGAAAGUUUUUUCGACG